GAUGAUAGCCAAUGGCUUCAGAACCACUGUAUGAAAAUGGGAGAUGCCUAUAUUAUCGUAUAUUCAGUGACAGACAAAGUUAGUUUUGAAAAGGCCUCUGAACUAAGAAUCCAGCUAAGAAGAGCAAGGCAAACGGAAGAUAUUCCUAUUAUUCUUGUGGGCAAUAAAAGUGACUUGGUCAGGUCCCGGGAAGUCUCAGUUGAUGAGGGACGGGCCUGUGCUGUUGUGUUUGACUGCAAGUUCAUUGAGACCUCAGCUGCUCUUCAUCACAAUGUCAAGGACCUGUUUGAAGGCAUCGUUCGGCAAAUUAGACUUCGCAAAGACAGCAAAGAAGACAACGCUAGGAGAAUGGCCAACACAAAAAGAAGAGAAAGCAUAGGCAAAAAGGCAAAGCGAUUCCUUGGGAGAAUUGUGGCAAAGAACAAUAAGAAGAUGGCUUUCAAAGCAAAAUCAAAGUCUUGCCACGAUUUAUCUGUGCUUUAGAGGUUUUCAGCAAGGCCAGAUGUUGCACGUGGGUGAUGAACAAGCAUUUGACUGUUACGAGACACCUAAAGAUGAUCUCAUGGUGAUAACAAGAAUGGCUCACCAAUUGUGACUCUCGUUAAUGCCUUAAGGUGCGCAAGCAAGUCUGGAAGUUACACUAUGAUGUCUGCUUCAUUGAUAAAUGGCUGAAGUUUCAAAGUGUGCAAGUAAAUGAACUAACUUGAAAUAAGUGGCUUGACAUGCCCACAUUUUCACUGUGUACAUAUGUUAUAUAUCCUCUUGUCCUGUGGAUACCAGAGAAGCAAAGAUGAAGGAUGAUGAUCAGUAGCACCAUAGACUUGUCUUGUUUGCAGAGCAAAACUUAAACUUGUACGCAGGCUCGUACACUCUUUUACGUAUAAAGCUAGCAAUGAUAAAUCUUUUUAAACUUAAAUGUGGAGGGGGGGAGUAGAACCACAUUAGAAUGGGAGAAAACAUUCUAUACAUAUUGUUAAAUAUAGAAGAGAUACCAUUUUAUGAAGUUAAUUUGCACUUCCAUUAACUGUUAUUCAAUUAAUUUGUUACUUGUUUACAUGCAGAUUUUAUAAUAAAGUAUUAUUUCCUGUUA
Apaloderma vittatum (bar-tailed trogon) is the source of this 1090-nucleotide messenger RNA. It is a transcript of the gene RRAD, whose product is annotated as Ras-related associated with diabetes. The transcript has 2 exons. The annotation marks the transcript as partial. NCBI's taxonomy places the organism in Eukaryota, Metazoa, Chordata, Aves, Trogoniformes, Trogonidae. The record is from RefSeq and is a predicted model, not a curated record. Gene Ontology annotation, cellular component: plasma membrane. Gene Ontology annotation, molecular function: GTP binding; GTPase activity; calcium channel regulator activity.